Lycium barbarum (goji berry) is the source of this 3156-nucleotide messenger RNA. Its product is annotated as disease resistance protein RPP13-like. NCBI's taxonomy places the organism in Eukaryota, Viridiplantae, Streptophyta, Magnoliopsida, Solanales, Solanaceae. Gene Ontology annotation, biological process: defense response to other organism. Bases 1 to 2571 code for a protein of 856 amino acids. Gene Ontology annotation, molecular function: ADP binding. The record is from RefSeq and is a predicted model, not a curated record. The transcript is spliced from 2 exons.
AUGGUUGAUGCCUUUGUGUCAUAUGCAGUUCAAAAACUGGGGGAUUUCCUCAUACAGGAAGUUAACCUGCGUUUAAGUCUGAGAGAGGAAGUGCAGUGGCUUCGAAAUGAGCUUCUCUCCAUGCAGUCUUUCCUCAAAGAUGCAGAAGAAAAGCAAGUUGGAGAUCAUAGAGUUCAACAAUGGGUGUUUGAUAUCAACUCUGUUGCUAAUGACGCUGUCAGUAUACUAGAGACUUACAGCUUUGAGGCUGGUAAAGGCGAUGACGAUGGAUUUGCUAGUCAUCUCAAGGCUUGCGCUUGCAUCUGUAGGAAGGAGGCCAAAUUCUACAAUGUCAGCAAGGAGACCCAAUCCCUCAAGCAGCGAGUCAUGGAUAUCUCUCGCAAACGAGAGACUUAUGGUAUUAGAAAUAUCGAUAAUAUUGCAGGAGAAGGGCCAAGUAAUCGGCCAAACAAUCGGUCUGCCAUGGUUAGAACACUGAGGAGAACUACCUCCUAUGUGGAUGAUCAAGAUCAGAUUUUUGUUGGCUUUCAGGAUGUUAUAGAAAUAUUGCUAGCUGAACUUCUCAAAGCAGAGCCUCACCGAAGCGCCAUCUCCAUUUAUGGAAUGGGCGGACUAGGCAAGACCACUCUUGCGAGAAACCUCUACAAUAGUCCUAAUAUAGUCUCUAGGUUCCCAACACGCGCUUGGAUUUGCGUUUCUCAAGAGUAUAACACCAUGGAUCUCCUGAAGAAUGUCAUCAAAUCCAUCAAAGGAUGUGACAGGGAAACUCUAGAUCUGUUGGAAAAGAUGACGGACGUGACAGAUCUAGAAAGACACCUUCGGAAUCUAUUGAAAGAGAAAAGAUACCUUGUGGUGGUCGAUGAUGUAUGGCAUAGAGAAGCUUGGGAAAGUCUGAAAAGAGCAUUCCCGGAUAGCAAGAAUGGCAGCAGAGUUAUCAUUACCGCGCGGAAGGAGGAUGUUGCCGAAAGAGCAGAUAACAAAGGUUUUGUCCAUAAACUACGUUACCUUAACCAAGAAGAGAGUUGGGACCUCUUUUGCAAGAAACUACUCGAUGUUCAGGUAAUGGUCCCAACAAUGGAAAGGCUAGCUAAGGAUAUGGUGGGCAAAUGUGGAGGCUUACCUCUUGCAAUUGCUGCACUAAGCGGGCUUCUUUCACAUAAUAGGGGGAUAGAACAAUGGGAAAGGGUGAAGGCACACCUUUGGAACCGUGUGACAGAUGACUUCAUUGCAAUCUCGGACAUACUAUCACUGAGCUACAAUGAUUUGCCAACUGUGCUCAAACAUUGUUUUCUUUACUUUGGUAUUUUUCCAGAAGAUCGUCAGAUUGAUGCUGAAAACAUAAGUUGGUUGUGGAUGGCCGAUGGAUUGAUACCAGGAGAAGAAGAAAGAAUGGAGGAUGUAGCUCAAGACUUCCUGAAUGAGCUGAUAAGGCGAAGCUUGGUUCAAGUGGCAGCUACACAUUGGGAAGAAGUUACUGAAUGUAGGAUUCAUGAUCUACUUCGGGAUCUUGCCAUACAAAAGGCAUCGGAGGUAAACUUCUUUGACAUUUAUGGUCCGAGAAAGCAUUCCAUAUCCUUCUCAUGUCGCAGACAUACCAUCCAUGGUCAAGGAGAAAGGUACCUAACUCUUGAUUUUUCCAAAUUGAACUUAAGGUCAGUUACAUUUUUUGAUCAAAGAGGUCUGAAGCUGGAUAGGAUAAAGUUCCGCAAUAUGUUCCAACAUUUAUAUGUGCUACACUUGGAGAAUGAUUCUGACACAUUUACACUACCAGAUGCCAUAGGAAGUUUGUACAGCCUCAGAUACUUAAGCUUUACAGGUAGUUGUGAUAUCCCCUCCUCCAUAGGCAACCUCAAGAAUUUACUGACACUCCGCACCUUCGAUAAAAACUUUGAUAGAGUAUCCCGACUACCUCCUGAGAUAGCUAACCUAGUAAAUCUAAGACAUUUAGUCGUUCCAUACGAAGAACCUCUGCAACAUAUAAACAAACUCACAAGUCUUCAAGUUCUUAGAGGCAUUUAUUGUGAUCAGUGGCGAGAUGUUAACCCUGUUGAUUUAGUCAAUGUUCGAGAAUUAAGCAUGGAUGGUAUAAAGAAAUCUUACUCCCUAAACAACAUUAGCAGCUUGAAAAGCCUUAGCACUCUCAAAUUGUGGUGUGAAUUUAAUGAAUCAUUGCCAGCCCUAGAAUUUCUUAGUUCUUGUCAAAAGCUACAGAAAUUGUGGUUAUAUGGGAGAAUAGAAAAACUGCCCCCGUCAAACCCAUUUCCAAAUUCAAUCACAAUGAUGAUCCUUGCUAGGUCAAAACUCAUGGAAGAUCCGAUGCCUAUUCUGCGAAUGUUGCCAAACCUAAGGAAUCUCCAAUUAGUAGCAGCUUAUGAAGGAGAAGAAAUUACCUGCAGUGAUAACAGCUUCAGUCAACUGGAAUUCCUUCGUCUUGAAUAUCUUGAGAAGCUAGAAAGAUGGGAUUUAGCCACAAGUGCAAUGCCUCUGAUUAGAGGUCUGAGUAUCUAUCAUUGUCCAAAUCUAAAGGAGAUUCCAAAGAGAAUGAAAGACGUGAAGAGAUCUGAUAUUUGAUGAAACUUUUCAAAGCAUAUAUGAUAUCCUAUUUCAAGAGGCUUAGAAAAUUAGAUUCUUCAGCAUGGUUUGAAGAAUUAAACAAGUGGAGUCUGAUAUACUACCCACUUAGCGAAGUUUAGACCAGCUAUUUUGCUAGCCAGUUAGCAAGCAGGAUCAAGGAGGUAGAUGCUCUUCAAACCAAAAAUGAAGACCGUAUGAGCAAAAAGCUGAAGUCAGAACACCAGAUGUGGCAGAGAGUGGGUACUGGCAUACUGCCACGCCCAAACGAGGCUAGUGGUAAGGCAGUUUGGAAAGAGCCACAUCAUGCGCUGUAACCUAUAUCUGCUCGGAAAAGUUCUAUAAUUUGGAAGGAUCUCGAUUCUUUACUCUAUAGAUAGAGCACGAAAGGGUUUGCAAUUAAAUGAAUCACGGAGGGCCAAGGAAACCAUCAGAGCUUCAAAGACAGGUGAGAAACUCUUGACAAACAUCAAGAGAAGAAGAUAGCAAAGAGAGAACAACUGCGCUAAAAAGUUGAAUUCAUGUUUCUUCCUUCAAAUUAUUUUAUUGUAUUGUAUUACGUAUAGAGCAAUCUUUUUAUAUUUC